CUCGCCGAAAGCCACCAAUCAGAGGCGAGUGAAGCCAGACACCGCCAAGAUCAGAUUGUGAGUUGCGCUGCCGUAGCAAGGCUAGCCGAUAGUCGAUAGAAGAAGCUAACUUGUGGAGUGCACCGGAUUUAGACCUCCUCUUCCUCCGCUCUCAAAUGCCAACAACAACGGCAGCCGUCGAAGAAGGAGCUCUAGUACAAACGGUCUGAAUAGUGAAAGAGAAGAAGAAACCCUUUUCAAGUGAGGCUCAACUUCCACGGUCCUUUGGGAUCAUGGCUAAAGAUGCUGGCCUCAUAGAAACCAACGGAGAGCUGAAGGUAUUCAUUGAUCAGAAUCUGAGCCCCAGCAAAGGUGUCCUGUCUUUGGUGGCUGUCCAGCCUGCCACUGCGCCUGUGGCCAAACAGCUCCUGCCCAAAACACUGGGGCCGUCCAACGUGAAUAUCGCUGCACAUGCACACAUGCAACAUUUACCACACAUGGUGAUUGGUACCCCUCAGAGGCCAACAGUAUCCAGUACUAUACUGGUGAACAGCCCCCACACGCCCAAUUCCCAAUUUCUUACUCAGACUCAACCUUCUGAUGCCUCUCCUUGGUCGUCAGGGAAGCGUGGAAAGAAAGGUGAAAAGAAUGGGAAGGGCUUGAGGCAUUUCUCCAUGAAAGUAUGUGAGAAGGUGCAGAAGAAGGGUGUCACCACCUACAACGAGGUAGCAGAUGAGCUAGUAGCAGAAUUCAGCUCAGGCGACAACCACAUGUCACCCAAUGACUCGCAUGUGUAUGACCAAAAAAACAUCCGGCGACGUGUGUACGACGCUCUUAACGUCCUCAUGGCCAUGAACAUCAUCUCCAAAGAGAAGAAAGAGAUCAAAUGGAUUGGCCUGCCCACCAACUCGGCGCAAGAGUGCCAAAAUCUCGAGGUGGAGCGACAGAGGCGGUUGGAGCGAAUCAAACAGAAACAGUCACAGCUUCAGGAGCUCAUACUACAGCAAAUCGCCUUCAAGAACCUGGUUCAAAGAAACAGACAGCGCGAGCAGCAGGCAAAACGACCUCCGCCGCCUAACUCCAUCAUACACCUGCCCUUCAUCAUCGUCAACACCAGCAAGAAAACCGUCAUCGACUGCAGCAUCUCCAAUGACAAGUUUGAGUACUUGUUCAACUUUGACAGCAUGUUUGAGAUCCACGACGACAUCGAGGUACUGAAACGCAUGGGCAUGGCUUGUGGUUUGGAGGUGGGCAAGUGUUCUCCGGAGGAUUUGAAAGUGGCGCGCAGUCUGGUGCCAAAAGCGCUGGAGCCCUACGUGAUCGAAAUGGCAAAGGGCCCCAUUAGUAAUGUCUACAUCACUGGAGGGUCCUCAACUAAUGGUGCCCGUUACACAGCCAGCGAUGGCUGCCCCGACGGCACCAUGGCGUCCAGCUCCAACGAUUCUCACUACAGUGGCUCUCGCGUGGAGACCCCCGUGUCAUACAUGGGCGAUGACGACGAUGAGGAGGAGUAUGACGAGAACGACGACGAAGACUAACCUGCGUACGCCUUGCCACUCCAAUAAGCACAGUCUCUCAAAAACGCCACCGUGGAAACCAGUCCUGUCACCCUCCCCCCUCGCGCACCCAUGCCUGUUUUUCUGUCUGGCUUUUCUCAGGGCUGUAGUUGAGUUAUUGAAAGAACGAGGGGGGGCGGCCAGGGGGCAGGUGUGCCCUCACCUCGCAGCUACGAAAGAGGGAUUGGAACCGAGAACUGUAGCGUGUGGCCUGACUUAACAAAAAAACUGGCGCCCACAAACAAGGACAAGACAUCUUGGGUCACGUAGGCCACGUGAGUCAAAAUGUCAUUUCCAAGUAUGUGGAUGCCAGGUCUAACUGAGGAGGUUAAAAGUCUUGAAGUCUUUAACUCGUUUUUAUUCAAGCCAUCCUAUAAAAAAUGCUGUUGGAGAAUAACAAAAAAUAUUUAUCAAUUUGCCACUGUUCCCUUUGGCUAUAUGAUCGUUCAAAAUUUUGCUCCAGCAUCCUGCCAUGUAUUCAUUGUUGGCAACCUGGCUCCAUUAUGCGUGUUGAUGUUUUUGUUCCUUUUCUCACUCAGUCGAGCUGGCUUCCUUCUGUUCUAGUAGGCAGCUGCUUUGUCUUUUUUGCUAGUUUUUUGUUUUUGUUUUUUUUUGUAUUCUGCAGUUACGGAAUUGUCAUGAGGGCCCUGCGCAACAUCUUGGUAGUGUUUUCAAAAUAUUGGCACCAGCAAGGUAAUUUCCUAACCCAGGUUCCUGAUAGGUUGAAUAAGCUUUGUUAAUGACAUGUAUGAACCCUGUUGAUGAUUGUAGCUUAUUAGUAUCUUUAGUGGCCAGUGAUAAUGAUACUAGACCAUCAGACAAUAUCCAUGUAACUAAUGUGUGGUUGUUUAGGUCUUUGUGUAUUCCCAUCAAAGACCUCCCUUUUAAAACGCUACACAUGUACUGACUUCUUCCAAAUACCUUUUUUUCUGUAAUCUAA
Messenger RNA from Corythoichthys intestinalis (scribbled pipefish), 2475 nucleotides. RefSeq names its product transcription factor Dp-1-like. Gene Ontology annotation, molecular function: DNA-binding transcription factor activity, RNA polymerase II-specific; RNA polymerase II transcription regulatory region sequence-specific DNA binding. The coding region runs from base 273 to 1517 and encodes 414 amino acids. Gene Ontology annotation, biological process: regulation of cell cycle; regulation of transcription by RNA polymerase II. Gene Ontology annotation, cellular component: nucleus; transcription regulator complex. The record is from RefSeq and is a predicted model, not a curated record. The transcript has 13 exons. NCBI's taxonomy places the organism in Eukaryota, Metazoa, Chordata, Actinopteri, Syngnathiformes, Syngnathidae.